This is a messenger RNA of Sardina pilchardus (European sardine), 2019 nucleotides long. RefSeq names its product methionine aminopeptidase 2-like. Lineage: Eukaryota; Metazoa; Chordata; Actinopteri; Clupeiformes; Clupeidae. Gene Ontology annotation, cellular component: cytoplasm. The record is from RefSeq and is a predicted model, not a curated record. Gene Ontology annotation, biological process: proteolysis. Gene Ontology annotation, molecular function: metalloaminopeptidase activity. The coding region runs from base 31 to 1467 and encodes 478 amino acids. The transcript is spliced from 11 exons.
UCUGUCUUUUGCUCGGCCGCAUCAGUAAUCAUGGCGGACGGAGAAGUUCAGGUGCAGGGAAAACUCGAGCAUGAGGCAGUAGCUAACGGGGAAACAGUGAACAAUGUGAUAGAGGCGACAGAUCCCGCUGAGGAAACUACUAAGAAGAAGAAAAAGAAGAAGAAGAAGAACAAGUCAGCUGCCUCAGCAGGGAACAACGAGGCAGAGGGCGAUGGAGACUCGAGUGGUGUGGGCAAGGUGACAAAACAAUUGGAGCAGCAAGUCCUGGAGGAGAAGGAAGAGGAUGCUGAAGAAGAUGGAGAAGAGGGUGAAUCAGCAGGGAAGAAGAAGAAGAAGAAGAAGAAAAAGAAGGGACCAAAGGUGCAGACAGAUCCUCCAUCAGUUCCGAUCUGUGAUCUCUAUACGACCGGCAUUUUCCCAAAGGGACAGGAAUGUGAAUACCCAUCUACACAAGACGGCCGCACAGCAGCUUGGCGGAUGACGAGUGAGGAGAAGCGGGUCCUGGACCAGGCCAACGAAGAGAUGUGGAGUGACUUCCGGCAGGCAGCAGAGGCACACCGGCAGGUCCGAAGUUACGUGCAGGGAUUCAUCAAACCAGGGUUGACCAUGAUCGAGAUCUGUGAGAAACUGGAGGACUGCUCCAGGAAGCUGAUCAAAGAGAAUGGUCUCAAUGCUGGACUGGCGUUCCCCACAGGCUGCUCCCUCAACCACUGUGCUGCACACUACACUCCCAAUGCAGGCGACCCCACCGUGCUUCAGUACGACGAUGUCUGCAAAAUUGACUUUGGCACGCACAUCAACGGUCGGAUCAUUGAUUGUGCCUUCACCGUCACCUUUAAUCCAAAGUAUGACAAGUUACUUGAGGCUGUGAAAGAUGCCACAAACACUGGAAUCAAGUGUGCAGGUAUUGAUGUCCGCCUUUGUGACAUUGGUGAAGCCAUACAGGAGACUAUGGAGUCUUAUGAAGUGGAGCUGGAUGGGAAAACAUACCAAGUAAAGCCAAUCAGGAAUCUUAACGGCCACUCCAUUGGACAAUACAGAAUACAUGCUGGCAAAACAGUGCCAAUUGUCAAGGGUGGAGAGGCAACCAGGAUGGAGGAAGGAGAAGUCUAUGCCAUUGAAACUUUUGGUAGUACUGGAAAGGGCAUGGUCCAUGAUGACAUGGAGUGUUCACACUACAUGAAAAACUUUGAAGUUGGUCAUGUGCCAAUAAGACUGCCAAGAGCCAAGCAUCUGCUGAACGUGGUCAACGAGAACUUUGGCACGUUAGCCUUCUGCCGCCGCUGGCUGGACCGCCUGGGCGAGAGCAAGUACCUGAUGGCGCUCAAGAACCUGUGUGACCUGGGCAUUGUGGACCCUUACCCACCACUGUGCGACACCAAGGGCUGCUACACAGCCCAGUUUGAGCACACAAUCCUGCUCAGGCCGACCUGCAAGGAAGUGGUCAGCCGUGGCGAUGAUUACUGAACACGGCCGAACGCACGCACCCACCCCCCCAGACAAAGAAGAAAAGUAUCACGCACGGAAGAAUCACCCACUACUACUCCUCUCUCGCUUUUGGCUGGCAGCAAAAAUAUGUAUAACAACCUCUUGAGUUAUUUUGUUCGCUUCAGCUUCUUUUUCCCUAUUCAGUCUGGACAGAGGGAAAUAGGAUCAAAUGUCCUAGAGCCAGCCUGUUUGCAUCAUCCAAUUUGAGACAAUGAGAAGAACUUUAGCGAUAACGUUGUCCGUUUUCAUUCUUUUGCCUUUUGAGAGCUCUACCAGGAUACUUCCUCCCUUCUGGGUCGGUUCAGGUAACAAAUAAACUUCUUUACACCUUAGGCUUCGAGCAGGAUAUUGAUGACCUGUUCCAAAGAAAGGCUAGUCAUUUUUAGACCACGACACAAAGGAAGCACAAUGUAGCGUUUACAUUUUGAAUGGCGUUACAUCGGUAAGAAAUCCUGUGUUUGGAUACAUUACAGUGGAUGUUGACUCUUUAGAGUCAUUUAAAAAUACAUGUAAUAAAAAGAGAUAAGUCAC